Delphinapterus leucas (beluga whale) is the source of this 1616-nucleotide messenger RNA. Lineage: Eukaryota; Metazoa; Chordata; Mammalia; Artiodactyla; Monodontidae. The record is from RefSeq and is a predicted model, not a curated record.
AUUUUAAAUUGAUAUAUUGGACUCUUCAUUGUUUGCUUUUCCUGUUUAUUCAUCUCAACUGCAAUUCAAAUUACUGCAUAAUGAAUGAAUAUUGAGCUGUCUGUUGUCUUGGAUACGGCAUUUGCUUCCCAAGUUUGCUUAGAAGAAGUUUAAUGGACACUGUCAGGCCAAGCUUUGCAGCACUUCCAGGGAUUCUUGCCACAGAAGGAAGAGAAAAAGAAUGAAGAAUGAACUCUGGGAACCUCUACAGGCUGUAUGGACUUGGCUCCCCUAUCUUCUGGCUUUCUUGUGGAUCCAGCCAAUGGAAGAUUUCAGCAGGAUUUCCGAGCAUGGAAGGACAGAAAGAUGUAUCUUUCUUUUCCACCCUAUCCCCACUUGGAGCUGAGGUGCUAGCAGUGGCUACAACUAUAGGAUCUUACCCUCCUGGGCCAAAGGCGCCAGGCGGGAAAGAAAACACCAGGCCUCCUCGGUCAGGCAAGAGGGCCCUUUAAGGAAGACGAGAGCUGCGCUGAUAGGCUGAGGCUCGGAAUCCCUGCCAUGGCCAGCCAAUCCCAAAGCUCUGCGGGGCGAGACCCGGUCCGUGCGGCGGUCUCGGACUCCGGCCUGGAGGCCUCUGCUUUGAUCAGUGUCCCCGCACUUCCACUGCCCACUGCCCAGUGUGGUCUCCUUUGGGAACCAAGGGAAAGCUCUUCUUCCUGCUUGGCUUCUACCCUUAACCCGUGGGAAUAUCCCCUGAUACAUCGAAACUACAAUCCAGACCCAAGAGAGCAAGGACAAGAAAAAGUGCUCAGUUCUUCAAGAUAUACAGUGGAAAGAAAAAUCAGGAAACAUGAAGCUAUAGAGCAGGAAAAGAUUUUCGAAAUCAUCCAGUUCAAUCAGCUGUUCUUAUGUCAAGAUGGGGUUUAUAUUUUCAAAAUCUAUGAAUGAGAACAUGAAAAGCCAGCAGGAGUUCAUGAUUAUGAAUGCCCGACUUCAGCUGGAAAGGCAGCUAAUGAUGCAGAAUGAAAUGAGAGAAAGACAAAUGGCUAUGCAGAUUGCUUGGUCUCGGGAAUUCCUCAAAUAUUUUGGAACUUUUUUUGGCAUUGCAGCCGUCUCUUUAACAGCUGGAGCAAUUAAAAAGAAGAAGCCUGCCUUCCUCUUACCUAUCGUUCCAUUAGGCUUUGUCCUUACCUACCAGUAUGACAUGGGCUACGGGACCCUUAUACAAAGAAUGAAAGGUGAAGCCGAGAACAUACUGGAAACAGAAAAGAGUAAGUUGCAGCUGCCAAAAGGAAUGAUCACUUUUGAAAACCUUGAAAAAGCAAGAAGGGAACAGAGUAAAUUCUUCAUAGACAAAUGAAAUCAUGUUUACCCACCAAAUCUCAAAAUACAGAAUUGUUGACUUGAAUCAUGGCCUUUACAAUUUUUUAAAUGCUUGAGAUUUUGAUAUAAUGGUUUUUAUUUUAAAAUAAUAAAAUUUAAGAUGAACUUUGUUAAAUUAUUUUAAAAUAAAAUGUAUAACAUUCAACACAAAAUCAUGGAGGUACUCUUUCAGAUUUCCUCUAUAUGUGUGUGUAUCACAAACAUCUAAAUGUAAAAUUAAUAAACUAUAUUUUUUUGAAUUUCUGGAAGCAAAA